Musa acuminata subsp. malaccensis (wild Malaysian banana) is the source of this 1357-nucleotide messenger RNA. NCBI's taxonomy places the organism in Eukaryota, Viridiplantae, Streptophyta, Magnoliopsida, Zingiberales, Musaceae. The record is from RefSeq and is a predicted model, not a curated record.
UUCCUCUUGCAGACGCCGUCCUCUUCAAACCCUAACCCUUAUUGCAGGUUGGAUUGGUCCAGUAAUCAAGGCGAGAUUUUUUGAUCCAAUCCCACUUCGGAAAUCAAUUCUCGUCCUUUUUUCCCCUGAUUUUUGGGUACAUUUUUUAUAAUAAAGAGCGAAUUUUUGAUUCGUUUCGCCAUCUACAACAUGCGGGCCGCUUGGUCUCGGACCCUUGACAUGGCGAUCCCCUUGCCCCACCUCCUCCACUCGGACCGGCCCCUCCCAGCGGCCGCGUCGCACGCCACGCCCCCGUCCGCCUCCGAAUCCGCCGCCCCGCCCCAAGACGAGCUGAAGCGCGUGGCCGCCCACCGCGCCGUGGAGCUGGUGGAGUCCGGUAUGGUCCUCGGUCUCGGCACCGGCUCCACUGCUGCCCACGCCCUCGACCGCAUCGGCGACCUCCUUCGCUGCGGCGUCCUCCGGGACAUCGUCGGCAUCCCCACCUCCGAGUGGGCGGCCGCCCGUGCCGCAGCCGCCGGCAUUCCCCUGUCUGACCUCAACGCCCACCCCGUCGUCGACCUUUCCAUCGACGGCGCUGACGAGGUCGACCCGGCUCUCAACCUCGUCAAGGGCCGCGGCGGGUCCCUCCUCCGCGAGAAGAUGGUGGAGGGAGCCAGCCGGCGCUUCGUCGUCAUCGUCGACGACUCCAAGCUCGUCCCCCGCCUCGGUGCCAGCGGCCUUGCGGUUCCCGUGGAGGUCAUCCCCUUCGGUUAUGCCCUCACCCUCCGUCGUCUCCAUAAACUCUUCCAUGGCGUGCCCGGCUUCAAUCUCAAGCUCAGGACCGCCUCCGUGAACGCCAAAGCCAGCACCUUUGAGGAGGAUGGGUUCGAAUUGGAGCCAUUUGUGACGGACAACAAGAACUACAUAGUGGAUUUGUUCUUUGAGGAAGGGAUCCACGGCGAUCUCAAUCUGAUUAGCGACGAGAUUCUGAGGAUCACCGGAGUGGUUGAGCACGGGAUGUUCCUCGGAUUAGCGUCGUCGGUGAUCGUGGCCAGGAAGGAUGGGGUGGUGGUGAUGGACAAGUAGAUGAAGUUAAAUGGUAUUUGAGAACCAUACUUAAUUUUUAGAUAAGCUAAUUAUAUAUUGCAUUUAUAUCAACAAAGGAAGCCACUUGAUUCAUAUCAUGAAUUCUUGAAAUCAGGAAUUGCGAUUAUUGUAGGAAGAGAAGAUGCUAAGUCUGUCUCUAUGAACUUUGGUUGGGGAUUUAACAUAUAGUCAAAAUUGAUAAGAUUUUGUUGACAUUCUUCCUCUAGUUUGUUACAAGGAAUUGUGAUGUCUAACCCUUUGAUAUCAAAUUAUUAAUUCACUUCUGUUGCAA